ACUUAAAAUUCGCUUCUAUAGUAUAAUUUACUUCUUCAUUGACUUUCGCAAUUAAUUUCAUUUUAAUUUAGUGUUUGUUUUUUUUCGAUAAAAAUUUAUAUGUAAAAUACAUAUUUUAUAAUUAUUUUUCUCAAUUUAUGUAUGUAUAUGUGUCACAGUGAAUUUUUACAUAAACAAAAAUCAAAGGGAAACGAUUCAUAAUUUAGAAUUUUAAUUAAAUGAAUGGAAUUUCCGCAAAUUCAGAUUACAUUCUUUGACAAGUGAUAUUUAAAAAAAGAAGUGAGAAAAAAAGCAAAAACUAACGAAGAAAUAAUAAAAUAUACCAAAAAAAAAAAAAAAUGGAGGCAACACAAACGUUUGAAUCACGAUUAAGGAGAAUGAUUCUUAUUGGUGAUGAAGAUGAAAUAAGGGCCUAUUUACAGUUUCAUCAAAUAUUUCAACUUGACAUUGGUAUAUUGAAUUUGGCAAUAAGUUGUAAUCGACUGGAAAUUGUUAAAAUGAUACUCAAUUAUGGAACACAAACAAAUCCAAAUCAAAGAAGUGCCUCAUUACCAUUGUACGUUGCCUAUCAAUGUAAAAAUUAUACCAUGUGCCGUCUACUUGUUUCACAUGGUGUUGACAUUAAUAUGGAAAUAAAUGAAAAUUUAACAUUAUUGGAGAAUGCAAUUUGUGACAAUGAAGUGAAUUUUGUUGAAUUUUCACUUGCAAAUGGCGCCGAUAUGAAUCGUAUCAAUAAAAAAUAUUCAUGUUCACCACUUCAUCUCGCAUGUUUUGUGGAGAAUGCAGUUAUUGUGGAGAAAUUAUUGAGAUAUAAUGCUGAAAUUGAUGCAAAGGAUUCAAGAGGUACGACUGCACUGUGUCAGAGUCUAUUACUAAACGACGCAAAUAGUGUCAAAGUUCUCAUACAAUUUGGCGCGAACGUGAAUUUCAUCACCAACGGUGGACAAGUUCCUCUUCAUCUAGCAGCAGGACACUUUAAAAAUACCGAAGUAAUGAGACUAUUUUUAUCAAAAAUUCAGAAUCACUAUCCCCAAGAUGAAACUAAUUGCAUUCCCCACUAUCUCGCGGUUUACAAGCAAAACACCGUCGCACUAGAAUUACUACUCGACACUAAUCCAAACAAAAAUGAUCCCCGAAAUAAAAUGACCUUCUGUCUCGCUCUCCUAGCCGGAAGUUCGUAUCUAAAAGACCGGAAGAUGAUUGACAUUUUUGUAAAACGUGGUUACAUGUUGAAAAACGAGGACUUUAGGAAUGUUCAAAUACCACAACCCUGGAGGGAGUGUCUCGAGAAGACCCACAAAAGUACCGACUAUCAAUUCGUGCCGUUAGUGGUCCGAAAAAUAGUGACAAUCGAGAUACUUUUUGGUUUUUUGGUCCUAAAAGCGGCGGUUAUACUCGGACUCAAGGAAUUAGUGAUGAGUCUCCUGAAUCCAAAGGCUGAGCUAAAUGUCGGUUUUAUGGAGAAGCGAAGAUCGUUUCUACACAUGGCGGCCGAAUUCGGUCACUUGGAGGUUGUUGCCGAAUUAUUGCGACGUGGGGCCGAAGUGAAUUACACCGAUGCCGAUGGAAUGAGUGCACUGCAUUUCGCCGCAAGGAAUGAUCGUGGUAAUAUUGUUAAACUCCUCCUCGAUCACGGUGCAAAUAUCGAGGCGAAAAGUAAUAAUUCCGAGACGCCAUUAUUCCUGGCCGUCCAUUGCUGUUCAUAUCAGUCGAUAACACUUCUACUCAACUCAGGCGCCGAUGUCAAUUGUCCCGAUUCAAGUCUCAUGUCACCAUUGCACAUCGCCGCCGAAUUCGAGCAGGAAAUGCUCGUUCAAUUACUCCUUCAAUAUGACGCCGAUAUAGACGCAAAAAUACCCAACAACGAGACAGCACUCGAAAUAAGCCUCCGACGUAAUGGUAAAGAAAAUAUGAAAAUUGUGAAAAAUCUUCUCAAUAAUGGCGCCAAAUAUUACGCCGACUAUCAACCGAUUUAUUUCCGUGAUUAUCACAAAUUACUCAUAACCUAUAAGAUCCGUUGGGAUUUUAUUGGUUCGCAAAAUAUUUCCUACAGUCUCUCGCCAACGCGCGCUGAAACAUUAAUUUUCUCCGGCGAUUGUGAUGAUGAAAUUGAAAAAAUUAAGUUUAUGAAAAUUGGCCUCACGCAAACAAUUGGACAUCUUUUGAUAAAUUGGGACGACGAUCAACUUGCUCUUAUCUUAAGAAACGAGAGUUAUGUCGAAAAUUUGAAAUCAGCGAAAUUACAUUUAAUGUUUCCAAUUUAUGGUGCAAUUAUUGAGGCUAAAAUAUUGCGAGCAUUGAGAAGAAGUCGUUUACUCAAGAUGGCGCAUCAUUGUCUUGAUGUUCUCUUCAGAAAAUCCGUCUCACCGUUAAUUAGUGAUAAUAUUUUGUUGGGUCUAACGAAUUUGGAUUUACGACGUUUAAUCGUUGCAACGCCCUUUGAGUGUGAGAGGAAGAAAAAUUUCUUCGCCAAUGGUCUUUUUUUGGUACGUAAAAUAAAAGACUAUGUGGAUUGAAUUUUUCCUUCUUUAACGCAAAUAUAAUCAAGGCUAGUCAAUAAUUUUUAAUUAUCUUAUUCUUGUAGUUAACUACUUUUUCUUGUAAUUUUUUUUAAACGAUGACAAUUUGACUUUUGUGGAGAAAUUAUUUUGUAAAGAUAUGAAUGCACCUUUAUUCUUGGAAUUUCGUUUAUGGUAGGUUCACACUCCUAUUUGAUUGUUGAAAAUUUACUGAAAAUUGUACGAACAAAAGUGUAUGAACGAAGCAUUAAUGUGUUUUGCAAUCAAUGAACAUAUUGAGAAAGAAAAAAUAAAUUUCAAAGAUUAAUUAUUA
Molecule: messenger RNA, 2832 nt
Organism: Leptopilina heterotoma
Lineage: Eukaryota; Metazoa; Arthropoda; Insecta; Hymenoptera; Figitidae
Product: putative ankyrin repeat protein RF_0381
Exons: 3
Coding region: 339-2516 (725 amino acids)
Molecular function (GO): protein binding
Source: RefSeq, a predicted model, not a curated record